This is a messenger RNA of Lepisosteus oculatus (spotted gar), 2050 nucleotides long. RefSeq names its product proteasome activator subunit 3 (gene psme3). The record is from RefSeq and is a predicted model, not a curated record. Gene Ontology annotation, cellular component: nucleoplasm; cytoplasm; proteasome activator complex. Lineage: Eukaryota; Metazoa; Chordata; Actinopteri; Semionotiformes; Lepisosteidae. Gene Ontology annotation, biological process: positive regulation of endopeptidase activity; regulation of proteasomal protein catabolic process; regulation of G1/S transition of mitotic cell cycle. Gene Ontology annotation, molecular function: endopeptidase activator activity.
GGUUGGGUGAUUUUCCUCGCCUCUCAUUGUCGUCGCGGCUUUUCUACGUCAUUUCUCGUUCUCUCCCUUUGAUACCUUGUGGCUGUGAAUAGGAGCUGAAAGGAGCCACACGGUUAUUUCUGUUAAUACGAUCUCAGAUUCCCUUCCCUAUUUGUCUGAAAAUAGAAUGUCUUCUCUCCUCAAAGUGGACAAUGAAAUCAAAACUAAGGUUGAUGCUUUCAGAGAACGAAUCACCGGUGAAGCAGAAGACUUAGUCGCAAAUUUCUUUCCAAAGAAGUUACUGGAACUCGAUCAUUUUCUUAAGGACCCGAUCUUAAACAUCAUUGAGCUGAAAGACAUCCAUUCAGAGAUCAAUUUAUCCGUGCCUGACCCCAUCAUCCUCACAAACAGCCACGAUGGGCUGGAGCCUAACACCAAGAAGAGGAAGCUGGAAGAUGGGGCAGGAGAUGACAACUGCCAAGUGACUGGCACCAAGGUGUUUGUGAUGCCAGGGGGAAUGAUGAAGAGCAACAACAAGCUGGUGGACCUUAUUGAAAAAGUCAAGCCGGAGAUCAGAACCCUGAUAGAGAAAUGCAAUACAGUCAAAAUGUGGGUCCAACUGCUAAUCCCAAGAAUAGAAGAUGGCAACAACUUUGGCGUUUCUAUCCAGGAGGAGACGGUGGCUGAGUUGCGGACUGUGGAAGGCGAGGCGGCCUCAUACUUGGACCAGAUCUCGAGAUACUACAUUACAAGGGCAAAGCUGGUGUCUAAAAUAGCAAAAUAUCCACACGUGGAGGACUAUCGGCGCACAGUGACUGAAAUCGAUGAGAAGGAGUAUAUCAGCCUGAAGAUCAUUGUGUCGGAGCUGAGAAAUCAAUAUGUCACGUUGCACGACAUGAUCCUGAAAAACAUCGAGAAGAUCAAGAGACCAAGAAGCAGUAACGCAGAGACCCUCUACUAGGAAGAGAGGGACUCCCCGCCAGCGUCCGAGCUGCCCUGGCUGGUUUCUGAUCAAGCGGACUUGACCAAGCUGGCAUUGAACUGGCAGGGAUUCAGAAAGCACAGGAGACAUCAAGCUUUUAUUGCUAGAAUUAAAAACAACAAAAAAAAAAUGUGAUGGUUUGCGGUUUUAAACCACGGGUGUUCUUUUCCAAGAACACCCUUCGCAACUUUGACGGACACGCGUUUGGCACACGACUCGUGUGUGCCGAAGGACAGUGAUGUUUAAUUUAAAUGUUUUUUCUCUCUGGGGGAAAAAAAGCUUUUAUUAAGACGACACAAUCUGAACCAAGGUCAAUUCUGUCCCCUUUCACUGUCAAGACUUAAAUCAAGUAUUGGCACGAAAGCUGCUCCUUUUGCAGUGUGUGGCUUGAGGGAUUCGGGAGGUUCUUUUUUUCUAGAGAGAAAAGUUCUCAUUCCCCCCCCCCACAACAUAAAAGGAAUCGGAACCAGCUGGGUUUGAAAAGAAACAUGGAAAUUCCUUGUCAUGUAUCAACGUUGUGUUCAGACCAGUAUGUCCCAGAAUCACAUCGCAUUAGGGAGUCUGCUCUAUUAAAGAAGAAAAACUAGAUUGGAGUAAAUUUUUAUUCAUUCUUUUCAAGCCUCUUUUUUUUUUUUAAAUAGCUAUUUUUUGGUUUGAGUAUUGGUCAGUUACUAUUUAAACAAUGAACAAUAUUUGUUUUCAGUUUUCAAUUCGUCCUGGUUUACCACUGCAGAUGACAACUAGUAAGAAAUCUGUGUUGAGCCCCCGUUAGGCAACUUUUAGAAUCAAAUGUUGGUUUGCUAACUGCUCUGAGACAGUCAGAAGCCUGUAAAACAUUUGUCAGGUGGAAGUCCUUAUUUCCAUUUCGGUUCUGUGUGCAGUACCUUGGAGGUAGACAAAGUUUUGGUUGACUUUUUUUUUAUUUCAACAAGAUGUCGAUUCAGACAGGAGAGGUACCUGUCACUUACCUAUAUUUUAGAUAUUUUGCCCUCCAACUCAAAACAUCAUGUUAUCAGCUUCAAAAUCUAUCCGUGUUCACUUUUUUUAAUGAAAAGUCAUUAUUUUACUUAAUAAAAUUAUUUCAAAGCG